Molecule: messenger RNA, 1176 nt
Organism: Aspergillus wentii DTO 134E9
Lineage: Eukaryota; Fungi; Ascomycota; Eurotiomycetes; Eurotiales; Aspergillaceae
Product: WD40 repeat domain-containing protein
Exons: 4
Coding region: 1-1176 (391 amino acids)
Biological process (GO): TOR signaling; regulation of actin cytoskeleton organization
Cellular component (GO): TORC1 complex; TORC2 complex
Molecular function (GO): protein binding
Source: RefSeq, a predicted model, not a curated record
AUGAGUGUCAUUCUCUGCACCGCGGGGUAUGACCAUACCAUUCGUUUUUGGGAGGCCUUGUCUGGUAUCUGCUCGCGUACUAUUCAACAUCCUGAUUCCCAAGUAAACCGCCUUUGCAUCACACCCGACAAGCGCUUCCUGGCAGCCGCGGGCCACAACAAUGUCAAGCUAUAUGACAUCAAAUCCACAAAUCCCAAUCCUGUUAUGACGUUUGAUGGUCACACGAACAACAUUACAGGAGUUGCAUUUCACUGCGAAGGAAAGUGGAUGGUGACUAGCUCCGAAGAUGGCACAGUGAAAGUGUGGGACACUCGUACCGGAAGUCUACAGCGCAACUACGCCCACAAAGCUGCAGUUAAUGAUGUUGUGAUCCAUCCGAACCAGGGUGAACUGAUCAGUGGAGACCGUUCUGGUAUUGUUCGCGUAUGGGAUUUGGGAGAGAGUGUCUGCACCCACCAACUCAUCCCCGAGGACGACGUCGCAGUGCACAGUGUCAGUGUUGCCAGCGACGGAUCUCUGCUCUGCGCAGGGAACAAAAAGGGCAACGUCUACAUCUGGCGCAUGAUUCAAGAUGCUGAGCUCACUCGCAUUGUACCCAUUUGCACGUUCCAGGCCCAUAAGGACUACCUCACUCGCGUUCUUCUAUCACCAGAUGUUAAACACCUUGCGACUUGCUCCGCUGAUCAUACCGCCAAAGUUUGGAACCUGGAUCUCGAUUAUCCUCCGGCCAAGGUCGCAGCUGUCACAGCAGCAAAAGCCAAAGCCAAGGGCAACAUGGGAUCAGAAGUCGCUUCUCCAUCUACAGCUUCCGGGACGCCUGAUCAAAUAUCUGGCAUUGAUCAAGCGAAGUCUCAAGAAUUCAACCCGUUCAGCUUUAUCAAUGGUCCUACUCCUGUUCUCCCCAACGAACCACCACAGCCCUUCCCCGUACAGCCCGAUGGUCCUCCGAUGGAUCCGAGCACAGGAACCCCUUAUUUGGAAACCACACUAGCCAACCACCAGCGUUGGGUGUGGGAUUGCGCCUUCUCCGCCGAUUCAGCAUACCUGGUCACUGUUUCUAGUGACCACUACGCUCGUCUAUGGGAGCUGGCUUCAGGCCAAAUUAUUCGCCAAUACAGUGGGCACCACCGAGGAGCAGUGUGUGUUGCGCUGAAUGACUAUUCAGAGCCUCGAUAA